AUGUCUCCGGACUCUGCACACAAUGCCAAUAGUCGUCUUGUCAAGACGUUUGGGUCCCCGAACGACACGUCAAAGCCAGUCAAGCUAGACAUCAACGUCCAGGAACUCUCAGUUCCUUUGGUGGAUUCGUCUGGUUUCUCAAGCUCAGAAGGUGUGGUGGAAUACUGGGAUGAGCUCGGUGAUCUUUUGGGGCACGGCGAUCCCAAAACGAAUCAAGGGCAUCUCCUCGAAGUUUCAGAUCACUCCGAGUCUUUGACAUUCGAGAUUGUACCCUAUGACAUAGCGUCGUGGAAAAGGGAACUUCUCCUGCACUACUCUGACUCGAUUGCCGGGGACAUGAUAUGCAUCGACGGGCGGCACAAUGGGUGGCGCUACAUACUCCUACCGAUGGCUCUUUCAGAUGAUCUGGUAAUGAACGCAGUUCUCACAACCUCAGCCUUCCACCUAGCCACUAGAAAAACCAGUCUAUCAACCUGGAAUGGGACGGCCGAGAUGUCACUCGGCGAAUGUCAGGCGGCCGACUACUCGUUUCCAGAAUUGCUCUACAGACGCACUAUCCGAAGCUUGAAGGAGCGAAGAGACGUUGUUAGCGGCGACGAUGAGGCCAACAAGUCUGUUCUCAUGGCUAUCCUGGUUCUCCUCUCGGCGGUCCAAGUGAACGGAGGGGACGAGUUCCCCACGCUGUACGCCAUGAUGCGGGCCUUGGUCGAUGUGUUGGGAGGCGAAAACCGGCUGUGUGGAAGCGAUCUUGGAGAUUUCAUGAUUCGCCAAAUGAGAAAGAUGCGCGUCUACGCGGCGCCGUUGCUCAGCGAAGAUGCCGGCUGCGGGACAUUCUCUUCCCCAGAUAAUUGGAACCAGAUCUUUGAGUGUCUGCAGUUUUGCUCCCGGCAGAAGCCCGAGCAUGCUACUUGCACCGCCCUCGUUGCAGAUAUGCUCCAGCAGGCACACGACAUCUAUCUGAGCGAAGCAAGUCACGACCCCUCGAUGCCCCAUUCCUUUCAACUGUUUGAAGAUUCCAUCUGUCGCUUGAACAGGUUCAGGCGUUCCUUCGAGGAUUUUCCCGACGACGCUCCGGGAAAACAUGCCCUGGUGUGGCCGACGUUCAUAGCUGCGUCUUGUAGCAUUCUGGAUGAGCACAAGGAAUUCUUCAAGGCGGCUCUGCUAAGAUUUCACAGCCGCAGCAGGUUCAACAAUAUCUUGAGAGGCUUGGAACAUCUGCAGUAUUUAUGGGAUAGGAGAAAUCAGGGUGAACGUUGGACACAGCUUCUGGCGCAAUCACGCUUCUUCAUGGCUUGA
This is a messenger RNA of Fusarium falciforme, 1296 nucleotides long. RefSeq lists its product as hypothetical. The record is from RefSeq and is a predicted model, not a curated record. Gene Ontology annotation, cellular component: nucleus. Gene Ontology annotation, molecular function: DNA-binding transcription factor activity; transcription cis-regulatory region binding. Gene Ontology annotation, biological process: positive regulation of transcription by RNA polymerase II. The transcript is spliced from 3 exons. Bases 1 to 1296 code for a protein of 431 amino acids. NCBI's taxonomy places the organism in Eukaryota, Fungi, Ascomycota, Sordariomycetes, Hypocreales, Nectriaceae.